AUGUCGACCGUGCAAGUAGAGAAAUGGGAUGGCGUGCCCCUGGCUCCCCCCGACCCCAUCUACAAACUGACCUAUGCCUAUAAGGAUGAUACGUUCCCUCAGAAGGUCAAUCUCGGUGUUGGAGCAUACAGGGAUGAUAACAGCAAGCCGUGGGUGCUGCCCGUCGUGAAGAAGGCGACGGACAUUCUUUUGAAUGACCCCGCGCUCGACCACGAGUACCUGCCUAUCACUGGACUUCCCGAGUUCACGAACGCCGCCGCGCGUCUCAUCCUGGGACCCGACUCACCCGCGCUACUCGAGGGACGCGUGUCGAGUGUACAGACCAUCUCCGGCACAGGCGCGAACCACGUCGGCGCCUUGUUCCUGAGCCGAUUCUACCAGUGGGAUGAGGGCACGCCCCGCGUGGCGUAUCUGAGUGAUCCGACCUGGGUCAAUCAUUUCCAGAUCCUCCGCGGUGUAGGCAUUCCGCCGGAGACAUACCCCUACUACGACCCUGCGACUAUUGGCCUCGCAUUCGACAAAUACCUUGCCUUCCUCAAGGCGGCAGCCCCACGCUCUGUGUUCGUCAUCCACGCCUGCGCACACAAUCCCACGGGUGUGGACCCGACGCGAGAGCAGUGGCUGCAGAUUGCGGAUGUCGUUCUGGAGCGCGGCCACUACGUGUUCUUCGACUCGGCAUACCAAGGCUUCGCCAGCGGUGACCUUGAUGCAGAUGCCUGGGCUGUGCGGGAGUUCGUGAAACGCGGAGUGCCGCUGUUGAUCUGCCAGAGCUUUGCCAAGAAUGCCGGUCUGUAUGGCGAGCGCGUCGGUGCGCUGCACAUAGUGUCGCCGUCGUCGGAGGCUGCGGUCCGAGUCAAGAGCCAGCUCGCAAUUCUGACCCGUAGCGAGAUCAGUAGCCCGCCUGCAUAUGGCGCCCGAGUGAUGGCGCUCAUCAUGAACAAUGCCGAGCUCUUUGAGGAAUGGAAGCGCGACAUCAAGACGAUGGCGGAGCGCAUUAUUACGAUGCGGAAGGAGCUCCACCGCCUGCUGACAGAGGACCUCAAGACGCCUGGCAAUUGGGACCACAUCGUGAAGCAGAUUGGAAUGUUCAGCUUUACCGGGAUCACGACCGAGCAGAGCCUCGCGCUGACGGAGAAGGCACACGUAUAUCUGACGACGAACGGGCGGAUCUCGAUGGCGGGCCUCAACAGCCACAACGUGCGGUACUUUGCAGAGUGUCUGGACAGGGUGGUGCGGGGACAGUUGUAG
Fomitopsis serialis is the source of this 1248-nucleotide messenger RNA. RefSeq names its product aspartate aminotransferase. The coding region runs from base 1 to 1248 and encodes 415 amino acids. The record is from RefSeq and is a predicted model, not a curated record. The transcript is spliced from 8 exons. Gene Ontology annotation, molecular function: pyridoxal phosphate binding; L-aspartate:2-oxoglutarate transaminase activity. Gene Ontology annotation, biological process: L-aspartate biosynthetic process. Gene Ontology annotation, cellular component: cytosol. Lineage: Eukaryota; Fungi; Basidiomycota; Agaricomycetes; Polyporales; Fomitopsidaceae.